AUGUCUGCCCAAGAAGAAAUUGGAGAGACCCAAGGUACUAAUGAUGGUAACAAUGAAGGACAGAAGCCGCAAGAAGGUGAGCCACCGGGUGAAAUCGCAGAAGAACCAACACAGGUCCUCGACCAAGAUGGCGCAGGCGAUGAUAUUAGUGUAGAUCCUGCACAAGCCACUAACACGGUUAAAGAAGGUGAUGAUGAGAUCGGAAAAGGUGAUGAAAAAGAAGAGAAAGUUAAAGCCGAUGAUACGAACGAUGAUCCUACAGAUGCAAAUCAAACGGAAGGAAUGAAGGAAACUCCUGUUGAGGAAAAGACUGAAGAAGAUAGUCGCAAAAUGGAGGAAGCUCCUAUGUCUGUCGUUAUUUCGGAACCGGAUAAAGACGUGGAAACUCAAGAAUCGAAUGCUCAAACAGAAGGAAGGGAAUCGCCUGUGGGUGACGCGGAUGUUUCUUCUGCUAGCCCUGGAAAAGUGGAGGACAAAGUUGUCGAAACGAAAUCAGAGAGUGAAUCACCAUUGGUUGCCCCACCGACUUCAAAAGCUGACAGGUCUGUAGACAGUGAAACACCCAUGAAAGAUACCAGAGACCAAUUGGAAUCCGGAGGAAUAGCCAGGGAUGGCUUCAGUGCAAAUGGUUAGUGACUGUUUAUAUAUAAUAUUUAAACUUUUUACAAGGGGACACAGGACAGUUUGAGUAAUUAUUGCAAAUACUGAGCAGUAUAGUGCCAGUAGUAAAUGUACAUGUACUGUAACAGUUUUUGGUGGGAAGGUGGCAGAUGUAUGGUUGUAACCAUUAGUGAUUUGCCUUAAAAAAUUGGUGAGAGUGCUUUUUCUCUGACAAAGGGAUAAGACAGGAAAGGCCAGCUCUAGAAACUUGUAGGGCUUGCCAUUUCACAAGACCAACUCAGUUGAAAAAAUCAAGUCAUCUUGUAAUACACUUUUACCCCCCCCCCUCCAACCCUCAAGUGACACAUUACCAAAAUCUCUUUAGAAACUUAACCCCUGUAUUCAUUGGUGAGAUUGGUGUACUUGUGAUUAAAUAUAAUUUGUAUUCCUGGGCAGUUUGAUAGCAAAAGCUGGUUUUGGGAAGGAGUGGUUUGACUCUUCUGACAUCCAUCAAUAUUAUUUUACAGUACUAUUAUUAAUUCAUUUUUUAGAAUCAAAAUCAUGGGCUUUCAUAUGCUAUAUAUUGUAAGUGUAUGGAUGUGUAUCAUGCAGCAAUAUUGAGCAUGAUGAAAUAGCCAGAAUUAUAAAAUUUUUCAUGUUUUAUUUUUUCAGUGAAGUUCCUCAUUAUGCCGGAGGGUCAUGUACAGAGCAUGACUUGUUCAUUAAAGCAGUCCUUCUUAGAGUUACGAAACCAUUUUGCAUCAGAAUUUAGCCAGCCGCCACAGGCAAUACUGAUGAUAUUUGAUGGUAAGUUACAUUAUUUUGGUUCUAAGUCCAUGCAGCAAUGGACCUUAAUACUCCAACUGAUUUACUAUCCUACUAAUUCACUUCAAGGCAAAAUGGUGGAAGACCACACUGUGCUCUCAGAUCUGGGUGUCCAAGCUGGGCAGACAGUGGAGGUGGAAAUUCAGUCAUCAGACCCUAUCAAUACACCUUUGCAGUACAAACAGUCAUCACCAAUGUACAAACUACCUGACAAAAUUAAUGUCAGGGUCGAAGUGGGUAAGUUUGCUAGCAUUUUUUGUUCUGUUGAUGAUGUAAACUAAAGUUGUAAUAUCUUACUAUGUACAGUACGUAAAGUACAUAGGCUCAGGAAGAAUAUACCUUAUAAAAGUCAAACUCUUUCAUGUUGUUCUAUGUAAAAUGAUUGAUUUUCCUUUACCCUUGGACCCCUAAGAAUGACCAGGAUCUAAUUCCUCUUUACAAUAUCACCCCUACAUUAAAAUUUAAGGUCACAAGAAAAAAGGAAAAUUUAAGAAAAUAAAUGAUGCUUUUUUAAAAACAUGUUUCAACAGUUCUUCUGUCAUCCUCAGUUCAGAUUCAUACAAAGUACAAAGUUGAAUUUAAAUUAUUUAACAAAAUGCUGAUUGGACAAAACAAAUGAUAGUAUAAAAACAAUGGAUGCAUUUACAAGGAAAGUUUUUAAUUGAAAUCAUGAUGAUAAAAUUGAUGAUUAAGUGUAGGUUGCUCCAUUGAAUGUGGAUAGCUGCUUUGAUUUUGUGUUGGAAAGUCAUGGAAGUGUAUUCUUAGAAGCUCGAACACUCAUCAGAACAUAGAGUGAUUACCUUUGACAGGGUUUCCAUAUACUUGAGACUUUAUUAACAUCUAGGCACUUUCUUAUUGAUAUUUUUUACUCACCCCCCUAUUUAUUUAAUACAGUACAGUUUUUUUUUUUGUGCAACAGGCAAAAAACAUUCAAAGAUCUUGUGUGCGCGUUGGCCAUCUAUCUCUGAGGUGUACUGUAUUUCAUUGACCUUCUGUGUUUUUUCCUUUUUUUUCAGGUGGAAAGGAGGUUGAGCUUGUGGUUCAUAUUGUCCAAGAGAACAGGAAAAAACCAUUCUUGGGAGGCUACAGACACAGACUGACAGGGACAGAGUUCCACAAUGCAGCUGCACAAACUUUACCCAAGAUCCGUGUGCCUUCAUCUGUAGAGAAGUUUCAUCGAGACACACAAACAUACAAAUUGAGAAACAGACUUCAGCAGACCACAAAUACAACAUCCACACAAAUGGUAAAAUUCUCGAAAAUCUUUACUUUUGAAGUACAUCUAUCAAUUAUAAUGCUUCAGUCUGUUGUCAAAUUCCAUUCUGUGACAUUUUUCUUCUGCAUGUAGACUCUUCUACAGCUGUGGGUUUAAAUGUGUCAGACAAAAAUUUAGUAUCAACUGGGAUUCAGGUUUGUGGAAUGAGUAUUAACACAAUUUCUCCUUCUUAUCUUAGACCAAGGAUGGCUGUUAUGUAUCAAAUGUCACAGAUAAAAUACUGAUUCCUGGGAAAUAUGAAACAGCUGACCAAUACCACGGGAAGAUAUUAAAGAAAGUAUGUAAAUGAGCACACAUUACAUUAAGAAAUGAUUCCCCUGUUUGCAGUCAUAUCUCUUGAGUUAAAGACAAACACACUUUUUUUUCUACUUAAUCUUCUGCAGGGACAUUUUCAUAACUUGAUUAAAAAAAAAGAGAGAACUAUUAACUCUUUAAAAACUAAGGAAUAAUUAUCACAAUCCUCUAAGAGCUUAACAGGAUACUUUUUGUUGUUGUUGUUUAGCUUUUGAAAGUUAAAGAUAGUUUGGUAUUUCACCACUGUCAGAACUGACUUUUCCUUAGUUGGUGAUCAUACCAACAGAGAGUAUUAUCUGGGUUUUAGGGAUCAGAUCUCUGUCUAAAUUUCCAUGGCCAGAGCUCUUACCUUAUUCUGAAGAGCAGAAAAUUCUCCUGAUACUUUGCAUAUUCUAUCACUUCUGCAUUUCUUUAUGCAUUUAAUUGUGCCAUUUUAUCUAACAAGUUUCAGAAUACCCUAUUACUCGUCAUUUUCCCAAUAAAUUGCAUUAUUUUAUAACCAUGCAACAUGAAUCUUGAUCAAGGUUGACCUAAGUUUGCUUUUGAUUUCCAGGUCAUUGUCCUUCAAACUUAUUGGAGGAGAUGGCUGGCCAAGAAUUAUGUCCAGCGGUUAAGAGAAGAUCGCUUGAGACGUAUGGAGUGGGAAAGACAGGAGGAGCUCAGAAAACAGAAAGAAAGAGCUGAACGAAUUAAGCGAGAGUGGGAAAGGAGAAUGAAUCCUAAGACUAAAGAAGAUUUUGAUCUCCUAUAUGCUCAUUUAGAAAGUGAGUAUAUUUUUACACGUAACUGAGACAAGCUAGGUCAUGGUUCUUUUUUAAGAGCAUCUCAGUUCAAAAUCGUUAUGGUGAAUAAGUAAAACCAAAAUAUUUCUUGCUAUUCAUGAAGGCGAAAAGGGAAUGAAAGAAAGGGAAAAAAUAAUAAAAACACGAACAAACCAGGGAAAAAAAAAAAUCGGAAGAAAAGAUAUGAGGGAAUUCCUUACAUAAGUCGAAAACAUAUUUCCAAAGUAACCAAGAAACGGAAAAAUCAAAAAACUAAAUACCUCCGCUCCCUUUUCUUGUAUAGGAUUAUCCUUACCUGUGAGUUACCUUUAUUCUGUCUUGACUUUCUGAGAGAGAAAAUUCGAGUCGUGAAACGUGAAACGAGAAAUGAAACUCACCAGUUGCAACACUUUGCAAUCUUGCAUCAAUUAAAACAGCUUAGAGUGGUGCUUACAGCUGAGUCAGGUAAUUCUUGGAAGUUUAUGUUACUUUUAUUGUGUGGUUGAAACACGGAAAUGUUUUAUUUGUUUAGAAUGGCGUAAUGAAGAGAUGGCGUUGAUAGAUGAGUUGUACUCAGGUCCAGAAAGGAAAGCAGCUCUUGUAGGACUUUUGGAACAAGAAGCCUACCUUAUUGCCUCCAUUGAUCGGCAUAAACUGGUUGCUGAUGAAGAAAACAACGACAAAAGGAUCAAGAACUUCUUGAACAAGGUUUGUCGAAGUUUGUGCCUCAUUACUGCUUUCAAGUCCAGGGCGAUCUGAUAGUGUUAAUCGAUGAUUCAACAUCGUGGCCAGGUCUUCUGUUGCUUUGGUCCUCUGUUGACUUAAUGCCAAACUGAACGAACUAAACUGAGCCAAUAUGCACUGGAAACAUUUGAACACAGGACAACCCACCGUGAUUUUUUUCUUAAAUCAACCACGCCGAAAAUAACAGCUUGGUUUUUUGUCGUAACAGGCUGCUGCCCCCAAAAAGUGGAAAGCUUUCGACGGUAAAGUUACUGAAAUGGACACACCAUACACCAUCCGCGCUCAAGAGUUACGGGACAUUUACAGCACGCUGAGCAUGAAGUACCUCACCCAAGAUGAGAGAUUGGACGUACUGCUGACCCUCAAGCACACUGUAAAGGAGCAUGACUGCAAACUAACACAAGAGAUAAUUGAACUGAUCGAUAGAGAAGCAGAUUUGCUGAUGCGAGGAGUCAAGGAAUCAAAUUUAGAAGGUAGAUACAUGUAGGCUAAGUGAUGUUGGUUUUGAGUAUGAGGUAAGUUAGAAUAUUGCUAAUCCCUUGGGUGGAAUGGCACUGCAUGUACUUGUAGCAUAUUCCAUUGUGGAUAACUCAAGCAUUUCUUGAAAAUUUCAGAAUUUUCGAUGCGGAGACUUAAAUUAAAAAAAAAAACUUCACCCUUAAGUACCUGUGUUUCCGUUGACAACUGUCACCAGUGAAGCGCGAGCAAGGCGUGGCAGUAUUGUUAAUGUUUUAGGAAAUUCGAGCUCUGUUCUCAAAAAGCCAUUAUAGUUCUAAGUUCAACAAUUUGUUUCUCACGUUUCUUGUAUAAUAUUUUCUUGAUUGUGCGAAUUUGAACCUUUAUCUUUUACAGGUUUACGCAAGAGAAUAUUAACCCUUUUUCUUCAGUACUGCAAAACGCCUCUCUUUAACCCAGAAGCGGCCCGACUGAUCAAGGUAUGUGAUUGAAAAGCUUUUAUUUCCCAGAAAGCUCAGUACCAGUUUUCUAGAAUGAUUUCAUAAAUUCGACCACUAGUUCCUUCCAGGCAAUCACAACGAAGACCAAACUAAAUGCAGAUCAUUUUUCGAGUUCAUUUAAUUGGAGAAAAAGGCCUUAAAAAUGUUUUCUUCGCUCUCAAAAUGUGUAAAACAGGAAGCGCAGGAAGAUGUUGGUUCUGGCCAAUUCUCGAUUCAUUUUUCAAAGCUUUCUGUAAUUUCACUAAUUGCAGUGUAAUUGAGAGUAUUUAUUAAUUUCUCAUCCUUUUAGUUGAAACUGAACUGUUUAACUUUCAUAAACUUGGUAUUGAUUUUUUCGCAGUUAGCCGACUGGACACCGCUUUUGUUCAUGUUUGUACCCUGAGUUACACCAAAAUAAUGUACAUAGAUAGCUUAUAGGAUCUGUGAUACUCUUUUUUUUUUGCCUUGAUUAGUGUAUUGACCCGUUUUUGUUCUAUUUGUUCUCAGGUUCCGCAAGAUCCUGCUGUGUUACGGAAAAAUAUCUACUUCUGCCCGAGCUGCAAUUCGUAUCUACCUUCCACCGAGUUCCAGCUUUCGUCAAAUUCCAAGUAAGGCCAUUAUGUCUCUGUCGCUUAUAUACAAUUUGACUAAUUUCGAAUUGAGUGUUGAAACAUAUCUAUAAUUGCACAAGUUUUGCCUUUAUAAGGCUUUGGGAGUGACUCCAAAAACAAACUUGCUCCAAUUUUUAAACCUUAAACCCCUAAGAGUGACCAGCAUCUAAGUUCUCCUUACAUUUUCACCCCUGAAAAGCUCAUCAAGAUCACAAGAAUAAAAGAAAUGAUCGCCAACUAAAGAAGCUCUUGAUUGUUAAACAAACUCUCCUUUCAGAACCCAACUAAUGUACAGAGAACAGUAUGGAGAAUAUGCCUAUUGAUGUUAGGAUGUAAAGGGUUAAAUCGAUCAGAUAGAUAGUCAGAACUAAAACUAAUCGUGUCUUGUUGACUUUUUUUGAUUUGCAAGAGAGUUUUGUUUUUUAUUCUCUAUCGUUUAUUUACCUCUUGUUCUUCUUCCUUUAUUGCUCAACCUCUUUCUGUAAAUGAUAUACUUAUGGGGGAUCUUUUAUAAUGUAUAAACAAUAACAAGGCCAGACCACAACACUAGGAGCUAUAUUCCCCUUCUUUUUGUGAGAAGUGCGUGGGUUCUUUAAUGUCUCCUGCAGUGUAGAGAAGAUGUAGGAGACAGACUGACAGGGCCUACAGUUUGUCAUCCUUAUCCAAAAAGAGUAGAAUGUCCAAUCAUUUGCAGAUGUCAUUGCAAAGGCAGCACAUUCUCCUCGGUUAUUUUAAGAUGCCGAGUGUUGGUCCGGUCUAGGGCUUGAACUCUUGACUCAAGCGAGGUUUACAGAUAAUGUAUCAUCACGUCACCAUUAUGUGAACUAACCGGUAAAUCCACCUUUUUUCGAUACAUAGGGUUGUCGGAAGGUGUAGAAAGUGCACGAAACUUGAUAACGACGCCAGGCUCAGACAUGAGUUGUCACAAUAUCGAAUCAUGCUGAAAGAUCUCAGACGUUCUGAGGAAAACGUUGGAGACGGCUCCAAGAUCGCCUACCUGCUGCAGGUAUAGAAAACUUUCAACUUACCGCGUAUGAUAACAGUUUCAACUUAAGAAAUUCAUAACCACAUGUAGGCAAUCACAAACAGCAAGAUUUGGACUUGCUUUCUGCCUUUCAUCCGUCUUUUCUGCGUUGCUUUUUCAGUUCACAUAAAAAAAAGAAAAGAGUUUUGCAGGCUUCGAACGCCGGUUUUCCUAGAGUCUCAAUGGGGCUAACCGUUUGCUGUAACACGGCAAAAAAAAAAAAUUGGCUAGACAUAAAAUUGACAAAUGUAAGCAUUAGUCAUAAAAAACGAUAACCGUAAAAAAAUUUCUUAUAAUCGUAACGGAAGGAAAUUAACCGUUAGCCGUAAAAGCCAUUGCCCCAUGAAGACCCGCUUUUUCUACCUGGAUCCGCAUUGCCACAUUCCCGCUCAAUCUCGCAAAGCUUUACACAGACUAGGAUCUAUGUUUUGCUCUAUUAUCAAUUCACUGUCUCUAUAUCAUAUUAUCAAGAGAUAUGUGGAUCCACUUUCUUUGUUAGUCAACUUGAGUUAUGUCACGAGACUUGACUCGUGAAGCCGAAAGUUUGAAGCACUUGCUUGUUUGUGGUCUUCAUAGUGCUUGUUACAGAUUUCUCGAUGUAAUCCUAAAAGAGAAUAACGCUUCUUGUCUAUAUUCUUUUUCCUCAGGAGCCUGACCUUCGCUAUUUAGUAGAGAACAUUUGGAACAGUCAGAGCGUGUUGAGCGCUCAUGAAGACCUGUUUGACUUAGUGUUAGUUCGGUGGAAAAAAUACGAGGAAUGGUCACCGUGGAACUGUAUUUUACUCACGAAAGAAGAGGCUUCAGCUCAUGCGAAACUUGAAAACGUCACUGAGGUAGUACAUGCUAUUGUUAUUUUACUGCUGUUUUUUACUGUCGUUUCUGUUAUGAUUUAGUUAAGCAAAGAAAUGGUUCACGUAGGUGGAUUGCAAAUUUAGCAAUUGCAGAAAGGAAGCUUAAAAAAAUGUAAGGCUUUGACCAGAUUCGAACCUAUGAUCGUAGUUGCCAUGGACUUUUUAGAUCCCCAUGCCAGAUUCACGCAGAUGCGUGCACCCUUAUCAGCCAGUCAGAUGCAAAACCAUUACCAACUGGUAUUCAGCGUUUCUCGUGAAUGAUGCUUCACAGAAAAACUGUCGCGGUCUCUUGUUAGGGAAAACUUGUCGGGGUAGAAAUUUCUUUCAACUCUUCUUGAUUUCUUUUCCUAACGCCAGCAAAUUUUAAGGUAAAUUUUUUGUGACAGUUUCCCUUUUUUUUUAAACUGAUAUGUCGAUUUUUGGAGAAGGAGAUAAUCUGAGGUGUCAGCAGUACUGGGGAGUGGGUGUUGAUGUUGAUUUCUCUUAAUAAAUUCACUUUUCUGGAAGUUUUAGCUCUCUCAUAGUAACUUUGUAUUUCUCGUUUACAGGCUUACGGCCGAAUGUUUAUCGGCAAGAUUCUUCACAAGCAUGUCCUUGCAAGGAACUACUUUUCGCGUCUACCUGGAAUGGCUGAACAUAUGAAGAAAAUUUCUGGACAGAACAGAGGAACUGGGAAUAAUGGAUUGAGGGCAGCUUCACUGAAGGCUUGAGUGUAGUGGAUGAACUUACCUACCCAGAUGUUCGUUGCCUUAAAAUUUUAAUUGCAGAAAAGUUUUAACUCUACUUCCCUUGGAUGGGAAAUUUUAGGUUUAUAAAGGAAUGUUUUUCACUGUUGUGAAUAGAUUAUAUAUUUUUUAUUUUUUUCUCGGAAAUGUAAUAAAGUCUUCUCAUUGCUCUGUUGUACAUAGACAGUUAGAAACAUUAACAAUGUCAAACUUUACUCGUCAGCACUUUUCCUGCCACUCUUUAGCGGUUCAUCGCAGUAGCCUUUGUUGCCUGAGUGUUAGCGUCUGCGGGAAACCAAGGGAAAUUUUUGAUUUGAAUGAUUUUCAUAUUGAGUGGCUAAAGGCGGAUCUGGAAGAAUUGUAAGGCGACGUUUUUCGCACUGUGACUAAACUUUUGCAAGGAGGCAUCACGUGGCUUGCGAGAAAAGCAACUCGUCACACGAGGGCCUGCUUCGAUGGACUUAUUUCAGACGUCACGGACCAACAACUCAGCUUGGUUCCAACAGAAGUUUAUUCUAGUUUGAGUCUAAGUCUGACAUCAACUGUGGCGCAUUCACCACUGUAAACCCGGGUGUAAUCUCAACAUAGUCAUCCAUGUAUUCAUCACACAGUGGUGAAUACAAUUAAGCAAACUUACGAACGCGAUUUCAGCUGCACACUGACUUUCCUGAGAACUGCAAUUUCCAGGAAAGGUCGUUACUAAAAAUUACUAUUUGACGAUGAUCAACUCGGGUGGCCGAUGUACAAGUGUACAAAGUUGGUAAUUGAAGGCAACUACUGUUGGCUUUUGUAUCUUUAAAAUUCUAAAGAGAAAGAUUCUCGAGCGAAUUGAGAACGGCUAAAAUAUUGAAAAAACUAACAAAUAAAUGUGUUUCAGAAACACACGGCAAAAUCACUUAGUUUUCCCCUAACAGUCUUUCCAUUUCCAUAAGGGUCGAAAUUUACGGAUUAUAUAUUUAACGACCCGUGAUAUUUAUUAAAUUUUAAGUAAUCGACGAUAGGAAAAGUUACCAAUAUUAGCCGGAAAAAGGUUAUACAUUGGGUAAUACCUAACAACUUCUGUUUCAAAAAGCUAGAAAGUGUAUGACUCAGUUUUCCUCCACUAAAUCUGCUAUAAGAACUCUAAUAAUGUAAAUACAUUCAGUUUUUUAAACCCUUGAUAAAAACGAAAAUUGACAGAAUUUUUAAAAUAGUAUAAUACAG
Messenger RNA from Pocillopora meandrina, 9849 nucleotides. Lineage: Eukaryota; Metazoa; Cnidaria; Anthozoa; Scleractinia; Pocilloporidae. The record is from the annotation of a GenBank genome assembly.